Messenger RNA from Plectropomus leopardus (leopard coralgrouper), 4381 nucleotides. It is a transcript of the gene wrap53, whose product is annotated as WD repeat containing, antisense to TP53. Gene Ontology annotation, molecular function: RNA binding; protein binding. The record is from RefSeq and is a predicted model, not a curated record. NCBI's taxonomy places the organism in Eukaryota, Metazoa, Chordata, Actinopteri, Perciformes, Serranidae. Gene Ontology annotation, biological process: Cajal body organization. Gene Ontology annotation, cellular component: Cajal body.
CUUUGAAACACAUGGCCGCCCACAGUGUUUACAACUUCUCGCAAUGAAGUGGUGAAUAGAAACACAAAGUCGCGAAGUAGAAGGACGUCGAGUUAUUUAGAGUAGUAUUCGGACUCUCCGGCUUUAGGUGAAACUUUGACAGCAUCGAGGAGAAAAGGUUUUACAGCCAAAACACGAGCAAAAAAAAGGCCAGGCAAGCCGCAACACAGGCUAGUGGGUGCUGUGAUGUCCUCGACCCCCAGCAGACUCAAACACCCACACUGCAGGAAGAAGCACUAUCCUAGUAGCACCUACCUCACCCACGUCUGACAGCCAACCCCCAGACACAAGGCACCAGGACGCCAGAUACAGGACUUGACAGGACAGAUUGAUAAACAAAGAGAAAUGUCUGACUCAGCUGGAGGUGGUGAAAGCGGUGGUGGUGUGGCAGGUACAGGGCAGGACGCAGAAGCGGAUAAUGAGCCCCCUCAUCAGGCACCACCUUUGCCUGAAGGUGACAACGCAGAGGUAGGGGAGAUCUCAGAGGAAGGGGUACCUCCGUCUGCCAAGCGGCCCAGGAUGAGUGAGGAGGGAGAGGGACUGGAGCAGACUGCAAAGGACAUCGAGGUUCAUGGAGAAACACCAGCACAGAAAGUGCAGGAAGACACAGUCCUACCUGCACAAAGAGAACCACAACAGUGUGAGGAGGAGGGUGGAGUUGGGGAAGAGGUGCCCGUCAGAGGCGAGGUUGAAGAAGAAUGCCGUCAGAAUGGAGAUGGCGAGCAUCAGGCACCUUUAGAAGAAGGAAAGGAGGGGAAACCAGAGGAGGAGCACAACGGAUCUGCAGACAGCCCCAGUGAAGGGCAGCGCCUUGGCCUAGAUUUUACCCAGAACCCCCAGAUGCUGACUGGUUCCUGGACUGAGUUCUCCAACUUUCCAGAGAAUUACCUCAAAGGCUGUAAAUGGGCCCCUGAUGGUUCCUGUAUCCUGACCAACAGUGCAGACAAUGUGCUCCGUGUGUACAACCUCCCUCCAGAAAUUUACAGCUACAACUGGGACUUGCUCCCUGAGAUGAGUCCAGUGCUGAGGAUGGCAGAGGGAGACACCAUCUACGACUACUGCUGGUUCCCAAAGAUGAACUCUCUCGACGCGGACACAUGCUUCUUAGCCAGCAGUAGCCGUGACAACCCAGUCCACGUGUGGGAUGCAUUUUACGGGGAGGUGCGAGCCAGUUUCCGACCCUACAAUCACCUGGAUGAGCUGACAGCAGCCCACUCUUUGUGCUUCUCACCUGAUGGAUCACAGCUCUACUGCGGCUUUGACAAAACUGUCAGGGUCUUUCACACUGAGCGUCCAGGAAGAGACUGCGAGGAGCGGCCCACCGUAGUGAAGAAGCAGGGCCAAAGUGGCAUCAUCUCCUGCUUUGGCUUCAGCCCCUGCCAGUCUGUUUACGCCUGUGGCUCUUACUCCCGCUGUGCUGGCCUCUACUCCUGCCAAGACGGCACCCUGCUGGCUCUACUGCCGACCCGUCACCACGGAGGCCUCACCCACCUGCUCUUCUCUCCUGACGGCAACUACCUGUACACCGGCGGGCGCAAGGAUCCAGAAAUCCUGUGCUGGGACCUAAGAGAGCCGGGCAAGGUUGUUUUUUCACUGAAGAGAAAUGUGGACACUAACCAGCGCAUCUACUUUGAUCUGGACCUGUCAGGCAGGUACCUGCUGAGUGGUGACACAGAGGGAGUGGUUUCAGUGUGGGACACCCUGACGGCUUCUCCUGAUGGUAACGAGGAGCUACUGCAACCUCAGCUCAGGUUCCAGGCCCAUUGGGACUGCACCAAUGGCAUUAGUAUUCAUCCCUUUAUGCCCCUGUUGGCAACAUCCAGCGGGCAGCGGCAGUUCCCGUGGCCCGGCGACAGUGAGGGUGACUCCGCCUCAGAGGGCGAGGGAGGCGAGGCUGUAAUGUCUCCUCAGGAGAUCCGACAGGACAACGCCCUGACGCUGUGGUGGGCCGGGCCCCUCAGUCCCGCAGCCGAGGAGAACCACGAGCAGAGCACAGAGGUGGUGGAGGCCUGAAGCCCUGUUAGUUCAGCCAGCUGACACAAAUUGAGUUACACUUGCCAUGUGAUAUUUAUUUUGGGGAUGUUUGGUGUGGAUAAAGCUAAUUAUGAGCCAGUCUGUUUGCCUUCAGCAACAUGAAGUGCUGGGAGCGGAGAGCAUUUCUGAAAUAAUUUUAAACAAGAAACAUCUGGUAACCUUAAAUAUUAGAUAAUUCAAAGUCCAAAAAAAUAUCUCAAAUUGAUUCUUAAAAGUAUAAUAUGCAGGAUUGUCAUUUACUCUUUGUAAACACACUAACCAGUAAAAGUGAAAGUCAGAGCCAAACCCAGAUUCACUCUCGUUUGGCAUUUUGCCUUGUGAUAUCUGCAUUUUUUCAGGGCUAUGUCUUUUGGAUGGUCUGCUGGCAUCUGGUCACUACCUUGCCAUAAAGCCCAUAAAUGUCCUGAACACAGAAAAUAAGAAGAAAAGUAAGAAAAUCCAGACAGACAGCAGGGUUGUAAGUGAUGAUUCAGAGUUGCUAGUUCUUUGAGUCUAUGCAUUGUGUUUUUGUAGGAAAAUCCUGCAUAGUAUAUCUUUAAUAUGUAAUACCUUUAAGUUACAACAGUUACUGACAGUAAAAAAUGUCUAAGAUUAAGGGAUUAUGAAACAAAGCAAAUCAAGUCAGUACAGAACAGAUUUUCAGGGUUCUGUGUGAAGACUUAUUUGUUGUAAUUUAGUGAAAAAUCCUUUUUUUUCUAAGACUGUGGUCGAUGCAAAAGCAAGAAGGUUUUCUUUAAAGCCGUAAGACCAGUCCAUCCCUUUCCGUUGGGAUCCGCUUUGUUCUGAGUGUCGUCGUCUGACGUGUCCACCAGGAUCUGUGAGGAUCCCUAUGCGGAUGUCUGCGUGCAGCCCAAACUUUGUCACUGUGCAAACUGUACAUACAUAGCAAGUGCACUGCCUGUGCAUUCUCCAGUAAAUAUUUUCUCUGGUUCCAUACUCCAGUCCGGUCGGUGGUGAAUGCACAUCAGGCUGAUUUGCCAUUAAAUAGAAUGCUUCUCCUCGUUGAUGUUUCUCAUCUCUUGCAGCAAUGUAUUGUAUUCCCUGUCCCUUGUUGGACUCUCUUGAAGCAGUUGCUCAUCGUAUUUUCUCUUUUUUCCUGUUAAUCCAAAACCAACAAACACAGGAGCUAUCCUUGAUGUCGUGAUCUUCUUUACUAACGCACACGUCUUCUUCUUGAUUUUUAUGGCGGCUGCAUGGAGCGCCAGACCAGUGCGGAAUGCAGAAAGUAUGUCCAAACCUUUACUCAGGUUGAGACAAGAUAUGGAUUCCGUUAGGAUUGGGUUGGGACCUGAUAUUCCUCAAUUUUGUCAUUUUAUUAGUGGGAGAUUUUUUUUUAUCCAGACCAGAUGAAAUAUAAGGAAUCUUUAUUUAAACUCUCUUUUGUGGCGUAUGUGCCUCCUCAAUUGGAUGAAUAUGGCCGAACUGAAGGCCUUGACUGGCGUGAAGCAGCCCAGUGUCUGUCUACUGAUCACACCUCCGAUCUGAGUCGAAUCUGUGCGAGUGUUUGUUUACGUGUGUAUGGCUGUAAUGCUGCCCUGGAGAUUCCCUAACUGCUAUAGUUACAGUAAGUGCCAUUUGUUCUUGAGCUUUGCUUUUGUAAACCGAUGGGAUCUCCAGUUUUUAACCUUGUUUUUUAAACUGUUGGACGCACCAAGUGUUGUGUCGCUCUGUGCAUGCCCACAAAUGUAUAUUUUUGUAAAGCCAUGAUGAUCAUUCUAAUUUUUUGAAUGUAUACUCUGUAAGCAGCUUGAUUACUGUAACCUCAUAAUCUGUGAAAGUGUUUGAGUAGUGGGUGCACAUGGAAAACGAGUGUCUAUUAUUUUUUUCUACAGAUCGGGCUCGGAUUACACUUGUACGCGUGCGAGUGGCGACGUGGCAGCACAAAACACAUUGUGUUUGCAUAAUUGUAUUAACGAUGUACUGCGGUGAUUUGCUCAAUGCUUUUGUUGCCAUCAGCAGGGUGUGCUUUGCUUCAGGGUUUCUUUGCAGGUAGAUCAGAGGGAGCACAGUAUGCUCCAACCAAAGCCGUGUAUCUGUAGACACCGAGGAAUCUAUCAGUUUUGAAGCCACUGCAGAUCCAGGUUUGACUUCUUGGAACUCAAAUUUGUUGCCAAACAAUAGUAGCUACAAUUGUAUAGCUAUUAUUACACAAUACAACACAGAUUUGCUCCAUCUGGAAGCAUUUGGAACCAUGUAGGCCUUGAUGUUUGGACUUAAGUUUCUAGAUAGAUGGCUGUGUCUGCAACAGGUGUCUUUCUGGUGGUUUUUAUUCAAGCUGCAGUGAAUUAAAAGCAUAUCUCUUCACAUA